Messenger RNA from Rosa rugosa (rugosa rose), 1486 nucleotides. RefSeq lists its product as uncharacterized. Bases 156 to 1244 code for a protein of 362 amino acids. Gene Ontology annotation, molecular function: DNA-binding transcription factor activity; DNA binding. NCBI's taxonomy places the organism in Eukaryota, Viridiplantae, Streptophyta, Magnoliopsida, Rosales, Rosaceae. The transcript is spliced from 7 exons. The record is from RefSeq and is a predicted model, not a curated record. Gene Ontology annotation, biological process: regulation of DNA-templated transcription.
UCCCUAUAUUUAUUUCCAAGGUAUGCAAAUGGCUGCAGAUAGUUUCUGGAGCUCGAAAACGAAGGCAAAGUAAGAGUCUUGUCUCAGAUUGAAAGGAGACGACUGCGUUUAAUCGCAAAUGCUGCAUCCCUUGGCGCCUAAACACUGCCAGCCCCAUGACUGAUUCCACCCUUAUUGAUUCUGAGACCGAGAUCGAAGCCUCUCGAGGUACCAGUAGAACAAGAGUGAAUAUGGCUGAGGGAUCUUCCCAGGGGAAGAGGUUGCUGCAGCACCUUAAAGACCUACACGAGGAAAACAAGACACUCAUGAAGCUCGUUGCAGACAAAGAGUAUCCUUUUGAGAUCUAUAUGUUCUUUUUAUUUUGUGAAUUUAUCUCAUUUACUAGUUCAAAUCUGGUCUGGCACUUCUUUCCUCUGUGGUUUUGCUUAAUUCUGUUCGGAAGUAAGCGUAUUGAAUCGUACAUGAUAGAUUUUGAAGAGCUGAAUAGCUUGAAAAUCAUUGUCAAUAAACUAGAGAAACAAAAUUUCAAACUCACCCAAGCAAACAGCCAGAUGUUGCAAGAGCUACGGAGUUUGAGAGACCAUGUGCAGAAAGUACAACAACCAAAUUUACCACCCGCCCAAGAAAUAAACCAGGUGCAGGAAGUACAACAACCAAAUUUGCAACCCCAAGAAAUAAUCCAGGUGCAGGAAGCACAACGACCAAAUUUGCAACCUGCCCAAGCAAGAGUCCAGGUGCAGGAAUUAGAACCACCAAAUUUGCAAGCUGCCGAAGCAAGUAGCCAGAUGCAGGAAGAAGAACCUGACCUAGAAAAUAGCCAGAUAUUGCUGGAACUCAAAUCACGUGAUCAUAUGUUAAGUUCUACUGACGAAGCAGUCCGGGAGUGUAUAGAUAUGAUCGAAAAACUUCAAGCUUUGGGCCCUCCUACUAAUGAAGCAAUCCAACAAGUUAAGGCAAAGCUUCAAGCUUUGGGCCCUCUUACGAUUGAUGCAGUCCGGCAGAUUAGAGUGGGGUUUCGUAAGCUUCAGAAAUUGCAGUGUCCAAGGUGUGAAUCUAAUAACACUAAAUUCAGUGUUUUGAAAGCCAAAAGAAUAUCUGCCCCAAGAUAUCACUGCAAAAAUUGUAAAAUGGAAUGGACAUUGGGGGGCGAAAUAAGGAAACCUAUUGUGCUUGGAGGCGUGAAUAGAAGAGAUCUUCUUCAGCAGCGCGUCCAACGUGUUCAGCGUAGGAGGAUGAAGACUUGAAAAUAGUAUAUAUUUUUAACGUUGUAAAGUUUUGAGCUUGAUAUAGUUCUUGUUCCCAUAGCAGAUAAUAAUUGUUCAGCUUGGUUUCUUUCAUUGAGUAGUACCAAAACAAACUAGCACUGUAAACUUAAAUAUGGUCGUUGUUGCAUUAGCCAGUUCGACAAUACUCUUUUACAAUGUUCUCUGAACUUUCUAAUUUGGAAUUUCAAUAAUAUUUUUUUCACCGUGUACAAUUCCUACAA